Molecule: messenger RNA, 2414 nt
Organism: Helicoverpa zea (corn earworm)
Lineage: Eukaryota; Metazoa; Arthropoda; Insecta; Lepidoptera; Noctuidae
Product: coiled-coil domain-containing protein 6
Exons: 10
Coding region: 199-1470 (423 amino acids)
Source: RefSeq, a predicted model, not a curated record
AUAUUUGAGCCUGCAACAACGAUACGGUUUUCGUGUUUUAAUUUAUUACAUUGCACUUUAAUUCGUUUGCUUUUGCCUUUAGACUGUAGUAUUUUUAUGGAAAUCUAAUAAAAAAAGAUAAUUCUUGGAUAAAAUUAGGAGAACGUAGUAUAUUUGAACUUAUAUGACAUUUUGUUGCCGUCCUCAACACUCGUGCAAAUGGAUGAUACAGUGAUUUCACCAGGUAAUAAGAUGGGAGAUUCUGCUUCUGAAAGCGACUCCAGCUCGCUGGAUGGCGGAGCUAUGUUGCCUCCUAGCACAGUUUCUCGUGAUCAGCUUCAGAAAAGAAUCGAAUCUCUGCAGCAACAAAAUAGGGUUUUGAAAGUGGAGCUAGAUACAUAUAAACUCCGAGUAAAGGCUCUUCAAGAAGAGAAUCGUGCCUUGAGACAAGCAUCAGUUUCUAUUCAAGCUAAGGCAGAGCAAGAAGAAGAAUAUAUAUCCAACACAUUAUUGAAAAAAAUUCAAGCACUGAAAAAAGAAAAAGAAACCCUCGCACAUCAUUAUGAACGUGAAGAAGAAUGUCUUACUAAUGAUCUCUCCAGAAAACUGAACCAGUUACGCCAAGAGAAGUGUCGGCUGGAGCAAACUCUAGAGCAAGAACAGGAAUGUCUGGUGAAUAAAUUGAUGAGAAAAAUAGAAAAACUAGAAGCUGAAACACUUGCCAAGCAAAUGAAUUUAGAAAGACUUCGCAGAGAAAAGGUGGAACUAGAGAACACAUUGGAACAAGAGCAAGAGGCUCUAGUAAACAGACUGUGGAAGCGUAUGGACAAAUUGGAGGCAGAAAAGAGAUCACUGCAAAUUAGGCUCGACCAACCAGUGUCCGAUCCAGCCAGUCCUAGGGACAUUAGUAAUGGUGAUACAGCAUCCAAUUUAAGCAAUCACAUUCAGACCCUGCGUUCUGAGGUCGUAAAGUUAAGAAAUCAGCUAGCAGUCUCUCAGAACGAGAACAAGGAGAAGAUGCAUCGUUUUGCACUUGAAGAGAAGCACAUUAGGGAAGAGAAUGUUCGUCUGCAGCGGAAACUGCAACAAGAGGUGGAACGUCGCGAAGCUCUCUGCCGACAUCUGUCCGAGAGCGAGUCCUCGCUCGAAAUGGAGGAAGAAAGGCAAUUCAAUGAGGCUUUGAGCGCGCGGUCGCGGAGCGUGUCGUCGCCGGGCGGCUCGCGGCCUCUCUCGCCGUACGCGUCGCCGCUGUUGCCUAACGCCGCCGGGAUACCGCUGUCAAGGCCCUCACUUCAUCUCAAUUCUCAGACGCGGCGCACAAGCGACAGGUUCGUGAAGCCGGCCAUCCCGGGCGGCGCGGGGCUGCGCGUGGGCCCGCUGGAGCCGCCGCUGGCCCCGCUGGCGCCGCCCGCCGCGCCGCAGCCGCACCCCGCGCCCUCGCCCGCGCUCAUGCAGCCCGCCAGCCCCAUGGACACCUCCUCCAAGGACUAAGUCCUGCGUCCGUCCCUCGACCGCACCGCCAUGUAAGAGCAGCUUACGAUUAGAGCACCCAAUAGUAGUGAGCCCGCAUUUCGAUAUAAUAUUUGGAAAUUCAAAAGGGCGAAACAUAUUUAUUGUGUACGGCUCCGCAAUAUGUAUAGUGUGCUGUAGCCGCGACCGCAUCGAUUCAGUGUGGGACACCGUCAAUUUGCUCUUACGUCGGUGCAUUCGAAGCUGUAAGAUUAAAUAAUAACUGUCUGCGUACGGUUAUGCUAUUGUGACGGCAGGCUGUCCACGAUUCGAUCUGUUAUUGAUGUGCAAACGAUUUGAAUCGGCUGCUUCGGGCAAUGUUAUUGUUUAAUCUUAUACUUGGUACUGUGCACUGUGCUCACUGCCCUGUCGACUCGGCACGCUCCUAGAAUUACAUCAUUAUUUCUGCUCGGUCGUGAUUCAUUUACUGAUAUGAUUAGUAAUGAACGAGAUUAUGGAAUACAGUAGUAUUCAUAUAGAUAUGUUUAUCGAAAAUGUAAGAGAGGAAAGGCAGAGAUUGCGAAGACGUUGUAUCUUUCGAUUAGGAUAGUAAUAGCUAGUUCUGAUUAAAAAUCAAUUUUGGAAAUAUAUCCGGGCUUAAAUUAUGCGGCAGUGGGUUUUAUUUUAUCAUAAGGCUGUGUAUAAAAUUCACUUGUGAGUAAAGUUAAUAAAGGAGAAGGAGAUAAAGAUUGUAAGCUAUUUGAUAUAUCACUCUCGGGGUUUUAGCAAUACUACUCCUACGCAAUGUGUUUGUGGAGGAAUGUAAUAUAUGUUAGGAAUGUUGUGUUGUGCCCUCAGGGCAAAUUGUUGUGUUCGAUAUGUGCUCGUAGGAGUAGUCAGUUAUUGUCCUCGGACUUAAUUCAAUUAUGCAAAUUGUCACAUUUUUUUUCAUGUUAUAAUAAAACAAAAUAUAUGCAUUACUAUUA